CAAGACCACCCUUUCGGGGUUACAAGAGGUCACCACCGCGGUGCAUUGUGGGAAGGACUCCUGAGGUAGAACGCAAUCCCGUGUCUGUGGUGUCAGCACCUGUGUGAGCACUCAAGUAACGCCAAAACAGCAUUUUGGGGGGCUUCAUUGAAACAGAAGUUUGAGUUAUGGCACAAGGAACAUCGACCGCCCCACAAGUACAUGCCUCUACCCAGAAUGCCUUAGAACCCUUCUUGAUCUUGGCCAAAGGUGCGAAGGGGUCGGCAGCAGUAGCUCUCAUACAGCAGGUUACUGAGGCACCUUCUGUCUACGUGUUCGGAGAUCUUCUGGAUCUCCCCAAUAUACAAGAGCUUUCAGAUGGCGCCAAUGCAAAAUGGUGGAACCUCCUGAAUUUGUUUGCCUAUGGUACAUAUGCAGACUACAAAGCAAAUACAGACAACUUUCCUGAGCUCAGUGCAGCCCAGGUGAAGAAACUGAAGCACUUGACUGUGGUCUCACUAGCUGCUAAGUGCAAGUGCAUUCCAUAUUCAACUCUUCUGCAAGAACUUGAUAUGAAGAACCUGAGAGAACUAGAGGAUCUAAUCAUAGAGACAGUUUAUGCUGACAUUAUUGGUGGCAAGCUAGACCAGAAGAACCAACAGCUAGAAGUGGACUAUGCCAUCGGUAGGGACAUCAGACCAGAGGCAAUAGAGGAGAUUGUCAACACAUUACAGGAAUGGUGUAAUGGCUGUGAACAGGUGUUGGCAGGGAUAGAGACCCAGAUCAGCAGGGCUAACGGCUACAAGGAGCAGCAGAUCAAAAACAAGCAGCAGAUAGAAGCAGAGGUAGCUAACCUGAAGAAGACAAUAAAAGCAUCUCAAGAUGUGGAUCAGCACAUGCAGGCCGACAGCCAGGAGCCAACUCACGCUCCUCAGGAGAAACCUGCACGCAAGUCCUCCAAAGUCAAGGGGCUACGCGGGAGUGGAGGAAAGUUUUGGCAGAAGUCAAACUGAACAGCUACCAUCAGGUGACACAAGAUCCAAGAGAUUUUGCACACAACUAUGUCAUAUGUACAUAAUACUUGUUUAAACAAAGUUUAAUGCAUAUUUUACAAGUUGGUAAGAUUAUAUUUUGAAAGACCUCAUUGCACAAGAAUUUGUUGAGCCACUUACAUUUUUGUUUCAAUGUUGUUCCAACAAUGGCAUUCUAGCAUUUUGUCCAUCCUCAGUAUAUGGGAGAUAAGAUCCAAAACGAAACAUCACUUUUUGUUUGCAUGAUUGUUCUUGGUUCUUGGGUACAAAUGUUUGUAGUCCUUUAACAUGUAACAGGGAGAAAUAGGACUGUUUUACACAAAUAACUUACAUACGUGCUCCAAGACUACCACUAUAGGCUUGCAUUUGAGGCAACAAUAUUCUGAAUUCAUCUGACAGAUACUCGUAGAUAUUUAACAGUAAACCAAUUAACCAUUAAGGAACUAAGGUGUCUAGAAACCAUUUUAAACCAUUCAUGGGAGAAAAUUUCAGGGACAAAAUCCUGUUCAAAGCAGAAGACAAUGUUAUGUUCAUGGCUUGUAACAUUUUUGUACAUUCUUGCAGCAUUGACUUCUUCCUGUACUCUUCCAGUUGUGUUUGAAGUGUUUGCAAUGUGAACAAUGUAACUUUAGAUUGCUGUCCAGGGUUGUUUUCCUGGUUUCCAACCUACAGUGUAUACAAAAAGGUUUCAAGACAAUAAAUCUGUUGUAGCUUUCAUU
Branchiostoma floridae (Florida lancelet) is the source of this 1729-nucleotide messenger RNA. RefSeq names its product COP9 signalosome complex subunit 7b-like. Bases 168 to 992 code for a protein of 274 amino acids. NCBI's taxonomy places the organism in Eukaryota, Metazoa, Chordata, Leptocardii, Amphioxiformes, Branchiostomatidae. The transcript has 9 exons. Gene Ontology annotation, biological process: COP9 signalosome assembly. Gene Ontology annotation, cellular component: COP9 signalosome. The record is from RefSeq and is a predicted model, not a curated record.